AUGAGGUUCCCUGCUCAGCUCCUGGGGCUGCUGAUGCUCUGGAUCCCUGGAUCCAGUGGGGAUGUUGUGAUGACGCAGACUCCCCUCUCUCUGCCCGUCACCCCUGGAGAGCCGGCCUCCAUCUCCUGCACGGCUAGUCAGAGCCUCCUACAUAGUAAUGGAAAUACCUAUUUGAGUUGGUACCUGCAGAAACCAGGCCAGUCUCCACAGCUCCUGAUCUAUAAGGUUUCCAACAGGUUUUCUGGGGUCUCAGACAGGUUCACUGGUAGUGGGUCAGGGACAGAUUUUACGCUUACAAUCAGCAGGGUGGAGGCUGAGGACAUUGGAGUAUAUUACUGCAUGCAAAGUACAACAACUCCACCCACAGUGAUACAGCCCCGAACACAAACCUCUCUGCUUGGCAUGGUCCAGCUGCCCACAUGUGUGGCUUGUCUGGGAAAGCAGCCCAGCAGUUUUUCUGAGUCUCCGAAAGAGGAAGUUGUAGGAGAACUCAGGGGAAUAGUUUGCUGCUGUGGGCUGUGGGCCAUGAGACUCUCAAGCACACCCCAGGCACCACCUGUUAAGGUGUUAUCAGCUGCAGCAGCCUUACCUGUCAUAAGUAGCAGGAGAAGGAGGUGGUUCAGGGGUCCUGUUACUAUCCUUGACCUAGGAGAUAAGGACUCCAACCCUGAGAAACAUCCAGGGCUUGAAGCUGACCAGUCCACCAGCUACAGACUUUAUGAUGGUGAAACACCCAAUCCAUCAUGGGAUCCUGACCUCUGA
Molecule: messenger RNA, 762 nt
Organism: Cynocephalus volans (Philippine flying lemur)
Lineage: Eukaryota; Metazoa; Chordata; Mammalia; Dermoptera; Cynocephalidae
Product: T-cell surface glycoprotein CD8 alpha chain-like
Exons: 3
Coding region: 1-762 (253 amino acids)
Biological process (GO): immunoglobulin production; immune response
Source: RefSeq, a predicted model, not a curated record